Molecule: messenger RNA, 1606 nt
Organism: Tachysurus vachellii
Lineage: Eukaryota; Metazoa; Chordata; Actinopteri; Siluriformes; Bagridae
Product: urokinase plasminogen activator surface receptor-like
Exons: 5
Coding region: 772-1374 (200 amino acids)
Source: RefSeq, a predicted model, not a curated record
AAAAAGAGAGAGAGAGAGAGAGAGAGAGAGAGAGAGAGAGAGAGAGAGAAGGAAAGUCGGAUGAGGGAGCGGCUGUUUAUAGAUGCAGUGAUGUAAAUGAGGACAACAACUAACUCACAACACGUCCAGGAUGACAUACAAUCUGUCAUUAUUUAAUAAACAGUAGCUCUUCUUUAUCACAUUUAUCAUUUUCUUUUAAUUUGUUUUAAUCACAUUUACCAUUUUCAACUUUCAUGUGCUAUAAUCAGUUCCUUUCAUAGUUCGCCACACUUUAAUGUCUAGAUGUUUGAUGAAGGUAUUUUAGGAAAUAAUUUACUUUCAGCAGAGAUGAUUAUGUAGGAAAUAACAAUAUUCUGGACAUGAGAAGACAUCACUCCACUCUUGGAUUCAUGACAUCAGUUGUGCCCCCGCUAGUUCUGGUGCUCGUCUGAGGACAGAAAUUAGCGCAAGACAAUCCACUGCAACACGGACUAAACCCUGUGCACUUCAGAUAAGGUACGGCAUUUUUUUUAUUUCCUGAAAAAUAACGGUUUUGGAGAUACGAGGAUUCCGCCUGACAGCGACGAUAUAAAAAAGUCAAAAUAGGAAAAAAGAAAGAAAAAAAGUCAUUCUAGAGAAAAGGGCAGUCAGAAUAAUGACUAUGAAGGAAGUGAAUCUUGAUUAGGGGAGUAUGCACCAAAUCUUCUUUUACCAGAUUGAUUUUAAUCUUGCUUCACCUUCAGUUCCUAUUUCAGUUCCUCCUUCACCUUCAGCUUCUCCAGUCCAACGACCAUGAAGUUCCUACUGACACUGGUGCUCGUCUCUGCACUUUUCUCUGGAGUGCUGUCGCUGAUGUGUCUUAGCUGCUUUAAUGAGCAAUGUAGGGAGAUUAACUGUCCAGACCAGUGUGCCAGUCUAACUGCGUUUGUAAUGAACAAUGCCAACAAUAUGAGCGCUGUUUUAAAGACUUGUGCAGUACCGGGCAUUUGUUCACCUAUGACUGCAAACCUGGGAGAAUUAGUAACAACCACCAAUGCCAUGUGCUGCAACACUACAUUAUGCAACAAUGAAACACUGCCAGUUCUUCCGCUUCCUUUGCCCAACGGGAGGAUCUGUUACACCUGUAUCAAAAAUAACUGCACACAAACAGUGGACUGUGGAGGAAAUGAAGACAGGUGCAUUUCUGCUUCAGGUACUGUAUUAGGCACUACAGUGACCGUGAAAGGAUGUGUAAAUAAAUCUUCCUGCAAUGAUUCUCAAUCAGUAAUCUCAGUGGGAAAUAGCAGUGUAAGUGUUCAGUGUUGUGAUGGGAACCUGUGUAACAGUGCUGAGAUCUUCACCACGAGUUUCCUCCUCAUGAUCAUCUCUCUACACUCCUCCUUGUUCUUCUCGUGAACUCUGCUGAUCGAGUAGCUCACUAAAAACAGCAUGCAGAAGACAGAUGGUUUUUAUUUCAUUUAAGCUUCAUCUCUGCUGUAUUGCAUUAUCACAUAUAACGUACAGUAUUUGUCAUAUGUACAUUACUGAGCUUUUCAUUGUCUGUAGUCUCUUUAUAUCACUUUAGAGUUGGAUAUUGAUCGUAUUAUCCCACUUGUGAAUCUGCAAGAAAUAAACUGAUACAUAUUCA